AACCUCGGCUCGCUUGAGGUGACGGCCGCGCGGAUUUGUACAUCCCAACUCGACUCGCGCGCCCCACCAAUCCAACAACAAAUGGCGUGCUGCCGGCAGUGACCUGUAUUAAAGAACGCUUGGCAGGUUGAGCUGGACAUGCGUUCUCUUCUCCGGUGUCUUCCGCUGCAUUUUCAGGAGUAGAGAGAACCAAGGGAGGCACUGCAACAAGAAUAUGUUUGAUAGCUACACUUCGUAGAGGAAGAAGUAUCCGGGAAGAAUGGAUGAGACCGGGGAUGCUCCUCUGAGGUCCUGCAUGUUCCUUGUCGGUGACGAGAAAGAGCGGCUUAUAAUUGAAGCAACCAAUAAGAUCUCUUUUGAAGAUGCAAAGCUUGAUGAGAUGGCCAUCGCAGAAAACUACAACCUUUGCAAAAUUGUUGCCUCAAAGGAGAAGAUGAUCAAAGAGCUGAAAGAAUCAAAAGCGCAUUCAGACCAGGAGUUGACCGAUGCAACUGCAAGGCUUGAAUUUUCACAAAAACAAUGCGCCUCCCUCAGAUAUGAGGUGCGCAUGCUUCAGGAGGAGCUUGAGAUUCGGAGCAAAGAGCGAGAGUACGACCUCAAAUCAAUGGAUGCUGGUCGGAAGAAGCAGCAGGAGAGCAUGAAGAAGAUAACUGCACUAGAAGCAGAAUGCCAGAGGCUACGGGCCAUGGUCCAGAAGCGUCUGCCAGGCCCUGCGGCGUUGGCAAAGAUGAAAGAUGAGGUCAAGCGACACGGUUCUAGUUCUGCUGAGAAUGGAACAAGAAAGCCACGUGCAGGUGCAGGUGCAGCAGCGCAGCCACAGCAGUCGAAGCAUUCCAUGUCUGAAGGUCACCUUGUCAAGCUGCAGGAACUGGGCGAUGAAAACAGACAGCUCAGGCAGUUGUUGGCCCAGAAGGAGAGCGACCUGCAGUUUGUGUUGUCCAAGUACGCAGACGCAUGCAAGCUGUCAAUACUGCAAAUGCAGCAUGAAGAAUUGUAUGGUAGUCAUGGUUUAACAGAGAAUAUCCAUCCAAAACCAAUGGUGAGCGCAUUUGCCAAGCCGGAGCACUCCAUGUCUGGGAAGCAACUGGUGUCUAAGGUUAGGAGCAGGAGCAGAAGAAUCACAGGAUCUGACAUGCAAUUGCUUGUUCAUCCUCUGGAUAUUGAGAAACUAGAGAGGGCAUCCAGACCUUCAAGUGCCCCACAUCAGUCUGUGGAUGCAUUUGAUACGGACUCAAAAAUGACUGAUUCAGACACAUUUCACAGAGAUGUCACCCCCGAUGGUUUAUCUGACAAGUGUCCCGAAUGGAUCCAGGACGUUUUGAAUGUAAUCAUACACAAGCAUCAAAGCAGUAAGAUAAGCAUUGCUGUCAUUAUUGAUCAAGUAACACAUGCACUGAAGAAUGUGAUAUCUCCCAAAGGAGAUGAUGGUGCAAACUUUUCCUAUGGCAGCGCAGAGAUAGAAAAGAUGGUGGCUACUCUGAUAGGAAGAGUAAGCAGCAUGGCUGAAAGAUCUAGCAAAGACAAUGUUAUGAGUUCCCGAUCACUCUCUCAUGAAAAGUCUGAACUCACUUUGCGACUCGAGCAUCUAGUUCAUGUCUGCAGUGACGUACUAGAUGGAAAGGCUAACCAUGAAAGGCUCACUGAUGAAGUUUGCUUGAUCCUAGAGUGGAUGGUGAGACGAUGCCUUUUGUGUCCUGAUGGAAUAGACAUUGUGGAGUACACAACAAAUAAUUCUGAUGGAAAUGAGUCCCAGAGGACAUUAAGCAUUCAUGAAAAAGAUAUGGUGCAGAGUAUAAUAAAUUCGAAAAUGGUUUCAGGAACGCAAAAGGAGAACGCAACAGGAUAUGGUGCUGAAGACCUUAUCCCUGCUGUAAUAUUAGAAAAACAUUCUCAAAUUGAGUUGAUCAGUUCUAAGCUUGUUGAAGACUUAGUGGCUCUUACACAAGAGCAGGGUGAUAGUUGUCAGGGACAGCAUUUGGUAUGCUGUGAAGCAAAAAGUGCUGCUUCUGACGGGAGCAAAGACAAGUUAGCAGAAGAAGAGGGAAACCAGAUCACAACGGCCUCAGCAAUAUCUGCAGCAGCCAAGAAACUUGCAGAAUGCCAAGAAACAAUGGCGAAUCUAAGUAAGCAGCUGCAUGCUCUAGAAAGUCCGGCAAAUACAUACCCAUCAUCAGAUAAAGAGAAACGCGGUACCCUGCCCCCGUCCGCUGAGCUUGACGCAACAGAGAAGAAACGACACUGUGAGCCUGACGCAAAUGCAACUGAGAAGAGAGAACACGAGCAAGAUUCUGUCCGAAGCCCACAGCCUGCUAAAAGUGCUCCGACGACCCUGGUCGUUGUUCGUCCGACGGCCCCGAAGUCACCCCGACAACCCAUUUCUGUUGACACAAAGAAGAAGAAGAAGCACCGUGCUAACCUUCUGAGCAGGCUUGUCUUCAGAAAGAAAGGAUAAAACUGGGACUCAGCGUCGGCCUAAAAACUGAGUCAUCAGUACAGUUGUUCAGCACUUGGGAGCUCGUUCUUGCGUUUUAAGUUAUACCUCGACUGAUCUUAAGUUAUUUCCAAUUCCAAUAAAAAUGAACCUACUGCACCUACGGUGUGUAAUUUAUUUGGUAUUUAUUUGGAUGUAAGUUAUGUUGUACUUGA
Messenger RNA from Zea mays, 2646 nucleotides. RefSeq lists its product as uncharacterized. The record is from RefSeq and is marked validated. The transcript has 4 exons. NCBI's taxonomy places the organism in Eukaryota, Viridiplantae, Streptophyta, Magnoliopsida, Poales, Poaceae. Bases 260 to 2452 code for a protein of 730 amino acids.